Molecule: messenger RNA, 459 nt
Organism: Closterium sp. NIES-65
Lineage: Eukaryota; Viridiplantae; Streptophyta; Zygnematophyceae; Desmidiales; Closteriaceae
Source: the annotation of a GenBank genome assembly
AUGAGGACUUUCGCGUUCCUCUCCGGGUUGGUUCUGCUAUCCGCACUACUGCUCGCCGUAACCUCGGCGCCUGUUGCGGAGGCGAACGCAGUUUCCGCGCCCGAUACCGCUCCUGCUGUCGCUGAGCUUCUCCCUGCUCUGGAGAGCGAUAGGCGCAUUCUCCACGACGACGACGACGACGACGACGAGCCGUCGUGCCUGGACAAGUACAAGAAGCGGUAUGCGCAGUGCGAGAAGAACGAGAAGAAAUGCGAGGAUAAGGCGGAAGACGAAGACGACGAAAAGGUGUGCGAAAAGAAGUCCAAGACUUGCGAAGCGAAGGCGUACAGGAGCUAUAAGUCGUGCAAGUACGGCAAGUGGGGCUGCAAGGACUGGUGCAAAUAUUACAAGCGCAAGUGCUACUCCAAGAAGAAGAGCAACUGCGAGGAGAAGUACGAAGACUGCAAAGAGGACUGCUAG